CCCCACAGGAUGGAGUGAAGAACUGAAAAAUAAAAAUCAAGAAGAAGACAGAUUGUGGAGAAGGAGAACCAGAAACCCAUUCCACCAUAGAAAUUCUCUCUCUAUAACUUCCCCUGAACUCCAACCUUCUUCAAUCAUCACCUCCCAAUUUCUCCGCCUCAUGUUCACCACCACCCCCGUCCAUGGCCGGCACAUCCACUUCCUUCUCCCGCCAUCUCAUCAAAUCCACCGUCUCCGACCUCGCCAGAACAAUCCGCACUGCCGCCCCCUUUCAUCGCGUUCCUUUCGCUACCAAGACUCCCAAUAACCCCCUUUCCUCUUCCGACGACCUCGCUCAAGGCCCCUCUUGCAUAUUCGUCGGCCCCAUCGAGACCGCCACUCAAGAAACCCUCGAAUCUCUCUACCUUCAGGCUAGGGAUGCGUAUUACAGUGGCCAACCGCUGAUCCUCGAUGAUAUGUUCGAUAGAGUCGAGUUGAAACUGAGGUGGUAUGGUUCAAAAUCUGUGGUCAAAUAUCCUCGUUGCAGUCUUAGACGGCAAUCCACAUAUUCAGAUGCUGAGGAAGAUCUAUCACAGGUUCUGGCAUUAGCAGGCAUAUGGUUGGUGUUUCUGGCACUUGGCUGUUCAGCAUGUCUUGUUCCUUUAAUCUGCACGGCUGACUUAGUUUUCAAGGAUCCACUCAGUUUAGGACUUUCCUAUAACAGCCAUGGAUCUGCAUUUGAAUUUCUUUCUGCUAUAAAUGCCAUCCUCUUCAUGGCAUUUGGGUCUCUGAUUGGCUACCCAAUUGCUACAGCUUCUGUGGGAGUACUUCAGGGCUUAUGGAGAAAUGAUUUGGUGGCACUAAAAGGAGCCUGCCCAAAUUGUGGAGAAGAAGUGUUUGCAUUUGUAAGAUCAGAUCGUGCCAAUGGCUCUCCUCAUAGAUCAGACUGUCAUGUAUGUGAAUGUUUGUUGGAAUUCCGGAUCAAGUUUGAGAAAUUGAGUUCAAGACUUGGUCGACAAUGGGUUUACGGGCGUAUCUACCUUGUAAGGGGUAAAAGCCGGCACCAAAGAUUGCUGUAGGAUCUCAACUCUCAACUGUAAGAGCAACUUGUCUAUAUGUAGUGACAUGACUCUUUUCCAGUCUUCAUCUUGCUUGCAAUGUAACAGUGUAAUAAUAUGCAAUGAGGUCUUGUAGCUGUACCAUUUUAGACAUAUAGUGCCAGCUAGAUGAUUAAAAGUUAAGUUAGCUGCUGCCAGUAGUUGAUAAUGUUUCAACAUCUUCAUCCCAUGGGGUUUGCAACUUGCAUUUUCCAUUUGUAAUGUGUGUCUUGCUCCCCCAGCCAAGAACUGACCAAUCAGCUUGAUAGUAUACUUGUGGGAAAUUCUAGAAAAUUUAUAAUGUUCUCAUCUAGAUUGAUUGUUUAUAGUCA
Molecule: messenger RNA, 1408 nt
Organism: Benincasa hispida (wax gourd)
Lineage: Eukaryota; Viridiplantae; Streptophyta; Magnoliopsida; Cucurbitales; Cucurbitaceae
Product: PGR5-like A protein
Biological process (GO): photosynthetic electron transport in photosystem I
Cellular component (GO): chloroplast thylakoid membrane
Molecular function (GO): oxidoreductase activity, acting on iron-sulfur proteins as donors
Source: RefSeq, a predicted model, not a curated record